CUCUGCUUUAUAUUGCUUCGAGGGGGAAAUCGUUGAGUCGGGCGUGGGAGUAAUUAGCCAAUCUUUCGUAUUCUAUCCCGGUAAAUGAAAGCUCAAAGCUGACAACCAGACUCCCUUACUGCGGCGUCCACAGACAGUUUCGGGCGUCUUUCUGCAUCUUACAACUUUUGCUUCGAUCCUAGUGGAGGAAACAGCUUACCGGACCAACAGCACCGUACCUUUAUAGAGGGACGACGGACAUAUAACGCUCAUCAAUCGCGAAAUAUAGGUAAUCGACUUUCAAAACAUUGACUACCAACAGUAGCUGAAGUCCAACGCAGGCAGCAUGUCCGCCCCCACAGACCCAGAGGUGAAGGAGCUGAACCCAGUUGACUUCAUCCAGCUACAGCAGUACAUUGACUACUGCAGGCUUAAGGUUAAAGAUGUGCUAAGGGAAUUUGAUGCAGAUGGCAGGCUGGCCCAUCACCGACAUGGAGAGUGUAUCAAUGAGGAGGGCUUUCGUCUCUUUCUGAAGACCUAUCUGGAGGUGGAGGACUUCCCCAAGGAUCUCUGCCAGCGCCUGUUCAGAUCCUUCCAGAAUGGAACCGAGCCUGACGGGCAGGUCAAUGCUAAAGAGGUAUUUCUGAAGGAUGUCUCCUGUUACUUCUCCCUGUUGGAGGAUGGACAACCAAGAGACAAGCUGGAGUUUGCUUUCAAACUGUAUGACAGAGAUGGCAAUGGAGUUCUUGACAGCUCUGAGGUUGACAGAAUCAUUGCUCAGAUGAUGCAUGCUGCAGACUACCUGGGUUGGGAUGUGUCUGAGCUGAGACCAGUGCUGAAAGAUAUGAUGACUGCCAUUGACGCAGACAGCAGUGGUACGGUUUCUCUGGAUGAGUGGGUGGCAGGAGGAAUGAACAAUGUCCCGCUGCUGGUGUUACUGGGGCUGAAGAUGACCGAGAAGGAUGGCCAGCACCUGUGGAGGAUGAAGCAUUUCAACAAGCCUGUCUACUGCAAUGUGUGUCAGAACAUGCUGCUAGGACUGCGGAAACAGGGACUUUGUUGCACCUGUUGUAAAUAUACAGUCCAUGGACGCUGUGCUAACAGAAACCCAGCUCCCUGUACCAGGACCUAUGUCAAGUCAAAGAAAGACACAGGGGUACCAACCCAUGACUGGGUGAGUGGAAGCUGUGACUCUGGGAAGUGUGACAAGUGUCAGAAGAAGAUCAAGAGUUAUCACGGACUGACUGGAAAACACUGUGUCUGGUGCCACUCCAUGCGCCAUGAUGAGUGUGCCUCUGAGGAGCCCUUGGACUGUAGCUGUGGACCUCUCCGGGACCAUAUCCUCCCUCCCUGGGCCAUCUACCCUGUUAUAAUGGAGAGGCCAAACAGCUCCUCGAGCUCCACGGAUGACAAUGACCAGAACAUUACUCCAGAUGGACAGGUUCUUCAGAUAAACCCAGUCCCAGACACUCAUCCUCUGUUAGUGUUUGUGAACCCUAAAAGUGGAGGCAAGCAAGGAGAAAGAGUUCUGCGUAAAUUUCAGUAUUUGCUGAAUCCACGGCAAGUGUAUAACCUCUCCAAUGGCGGGCCUGGACCAGGGCUGAGCUUUUUCCGAAAUCUGAAGGAUUUCAGGAUCCUGGUUUGCGGAGGCGAUGGCACUGUGGGAUGGAUACUUGAUGCCAUAGAUAAGGCCAAUCUUCAAGCGCGACCCCCUGUUGCUGUGUUACCCCUUGGCACAGGAAAUGACCUUGCACGUUGUCUUAGGUGGGGAGGAGGCUAUGAUGGGACAGAUCUGUGUCGGAUUCUGAAGGACAUUGAGGGAAGCACCCCUGUGCUGAUGGACCGGUGGAAUGUCGAGGUGAUCUUGGAGGACCCCCAGGAGAGGGGGGACCCCGUGCCUUACGAGAUCAUCAACAAUUACUUCUCCAUUGGCGUGGAUGCCUCCAUUGCCCACCGGUUUCAUACAAUGCGAGAGAAACACCCACAGAAAUUCAACAGCAGAAUGAAGAACAAGUUGUGGUACUUUGAGUUUGCCACCUCAGAGACCAUCUCUGCGUCAUGCAAGAAACUGAAUGAAUGUCUUACAAUUGAGUGCUGUGGCACCCCAUUGGACCUGACUGGCCUUUCUAUGGAGGGGAUCGCUGUACUCAACAUUCCCAGCAUGCAUGGUGGCUCUAAUCUGUGGGGAGAAGCUAAGAAGACUGAAUGCAAGUGCUUGAUGAAUGCUCAGGAAAUGCCAGAGGUUAUUGUUGACCCUGAAGUCCUGAAAGUCAGUGGACAAGACCUCAGUGACCGGCGUUUGGAGAUUGUUGGCCUAGAAGGGGCCAUUGAGAUGGGGCAGAUAUAUACGGGACUUAAAACUGCUAUAAGACUUGCAAAAACCUCCCAGAUCACUAUCAGGACUAAGAAACCUUUACCGAUGCAGAUCGAUGGGGAGCCCUGGAUGCAGCCACCAUGUACGAUUCACAUCACACACAAGAACCAGGCCAGUAUGCUGAUGGCUCCCCCGGGCCGCUCCAGCUUCUUCAGCUCAAAGUAGUAGCCCGCUCUCUGGCUACAUGCGCUAACAUGGCUGGCCUGUAUGCACUUGCUUAUUAUUGUACAUUUCUUAAAUGACUGGCGCAUCUUGGUUUGUGAAACAUUGGCAUGGGCGUAUUUCAAUGAAAUACAAGGAAACACAUUUUCUAAAUGUUCAACACAUUGCUUUUGUUCUGCAUCAGUGCUUGACAAUAUUAUGAAAGGGUGUAUAAUGUUCUUUUACAUGACUCUGGAUGUAUAUUUAGGAGCUUUUAGUGGGUUUUAUGUGCCUUUGCCAUAAUUUAGCCAAAUUAAUCUUGUGUUAUCAAAGAGCAAAAGACUAGGUUAGUUUCCAUGGUCUAAGAGGUGGCCUCGGCUUCCAACAAGGUUUAGCAUUUUCUUUAAUUGUUAGGGCGAUAAUUUAAAUAUGUAAAUAUAAUUUGGUAAAUAAAAGUCUACAAUUAUCCAGGUUUAAUUAAGUUAUGAAAUAUUCAACGCUCAGUGCAUAAUGAUUUUGGCAAUAUACCCACAAGUGCAGAUUUUAUAUUAAAUUAUUAUGCAUUCUUUAGCAGUGAAUGUAAGCAGGAAAAUUUUAUUUCUCAAAUUCCAUUGUUUUAACAGCAGAACCAACACUUUUAAUUGAAAAGGAAUCAAUGUUAGUGCAAGGUUUCUCAUUCAAACCCAUGAAUUGUAGGUUGGACAUGUAAUUCAACUUGAAUCCUAGGGUGGAAUAAAUUGUUUAAAUUAUGUUAUAGGUAUUUCAAUAAACUAUCAUGACAACAA
Molecule: messenger RNA, 3279 nt
Organism: Esox lucius (northern pike)
Lineage: Eukaryota; Metazoa; Chordata; Actinopteri; Esociformes; Esocidae
Gene: dgkaa
Product: diacylglycerol kinase, alpha a
Exons: 24
Coding region: 326-2518 (730 amino acids)
Biological process (GO): lipid phosphorylation; diacylglycerol metabolic process; intracellular signal transduction
Cellular component (GO): plasma membrane
Molecular function (GO): ATP-dependent diacylglycerol kinase activity; calcium ion binding
Source: RefSeq, a predicted model, not a curated record